This is a messenger RNA of Penicillium verhagenii, 3225 nucleotides long. Its product is annotated as formin-binding protein HOF1. Gene Ontology annotation, cellular component: cell division site; plasma membrane; cytoplasmic side of plasma membrane. The record is from RefSeq and is a predicted model, not a curated record. NCBI's taxonomy places the organism in Eukaryota, Fungi, Ascomycota, Eurotiomycetes, Eurotiales, Aspergillaceae. The transcript is spliced from 4 exons. Gene Ontology annotation, molecular function: protein binding; phospholipid binding. The coding region runs from base 1 to 3225 and encodes 1074 amino acids. Gene Ontology annotation, biological process: cytoskeleton organization.
AUGCCUGGUACAGUGGCAGAGGGACCGACGGUCUCCAUGUCCUUUGCCAACAACUUCUGGGGUAAAGAUGAUGCGGGCCUGCAACCUAUGCUUGAUCGCAUGCAUGGAUCGAAGGCUACAAGCGACGAAUUAAAGGUCUUUUACAACGUACGAGCUGCGAUCGAAGAUGAAUAUGCGCGAAAAUUACAAGCACUCUGCCGCAAGCCGUUCGGAACAUGCGAGUCGGGAUCCCUUCGUGUAUCGCUUGACGUGGUCCGUGGAGAGACAGAAGCCAUUGCGAAGGCACAUGCAACGAUUGCCAGUCAAAUGAAAACAGAACUUGAGGAACCACUGGGCGCUUUUGCCAGCGGAUUGAAGGAACGACGAAAGAUUAUUCAGAAUGGAAUCGAACGCCUGCACAAGACUAAGAUGCAACAAACACACGUGGUCAACAAGGCUCGUGACCGAUUCGAACAAAACUGCCUACAGAUUAAAGGUUAUCUUGCCCAAGGCCACAUGGUAAUGGGUCAGGAGGAACGCAAGAACAAAUCCAGGCUUGAGAAGACUCAGAUUCAGAUGGCGUCAAAUAGCCAAGAGUAUGAGGCCGCUGUCAAGAUCCUCGAAGAUACUACUGGUCGGUGGAACAAGGAAUGGAAGGCUGCUUGUGAUAAGUUUCAAGAUCUGGAGGAGGAACGUUUGGAUUUCACCAAGAGCAGUCUUUGGACCUAUGCGAACAUCGCAUCGACAGUGUGUGUCAGCGACGAUGCCUCUUGUGAGAAGAUUCGCUUGUCACUUGAGAACUGCGAGGUGGAAAAGGAUAUUUUCGACUUCAUUCAGGAACGAGGAACCGGACAGGAGAUCCCGGAUCCACCUCGCUUCGUGAACUUUUGCAAAGAAGACGACGAUGCAGGAUCGGAUAUUGAUUCAGGAGAGGGUUACUCAGUGGCACAGUUCCAGCGAACUAUGAACCCUGCGUUCCGGACAUCAUCUCCACAGCCGUCAACCUACGAGUCCCAUCAUGACCCAGAGUCUGAUCUUGCAGCUCAAAUGGGGCACUCAGCUCCCCCCGCGGCUAGUGUGCCACAGCCAUCCCCUCAGAACAUAAUGCAAGAGCCUCUUGUCCCAAGAAUGCCACAGCAGGCGCCCCCACAAAGCAUCCAGCCCGAGUCACCCAUUCAACAGCGGAUGCCUCAGCAACUGCCUCCCCAAAACAUUCAGCAAGAAACCCCCAUUCAGCGUAUGCCUCAACAGCCACCGCCGCAAAACAUGCAGCAAGAGCCGCCUCUUCAGCGCAUGCCACAGCAGCCACCGCCACAGAACAUGCAGCAAGAACGACCUCUGCAGCGCAUGUCCCAGCAGCCACCGCCACAGAGUAUUCAACAAGAACCACCCCUCCAGCGUAUGGCUCAACAACCGCCUCCGCAAAGGACGUUGCAGCAAGAAUCACAAUCACCCAUUCAGCGACAGCAACCGGCCAUGUACUCUAAUAUGCCGCAGCAGCCAGCUCCUCUUGACCUUCGCCGAGGUGGACAACCGCCCCCGAACUACAAUCCUGAACAGCACGGCGCCAUCAAUGCUAUACCACACAACGCGUACCCUACUGAUGGUAUGACUAUGUUCUGCCGUACAGGGCCUCCUUCGGAGCGUAGCUCAGCAGCCAGCCCAUACCGGCCAUCUAGCCGUGAUUCGCAAAGCGAUGUUUCGAAUCCCACAUCCAUGUCCAGCGUCGAAGCUCCGGCUCCAGCUCCUAUCGCUCAGAAACCAGCACCACCACUUCCCAGUGUCAUGAGAAUGCAGCAGUCUCCUCCAAAGCCUAUUAACAAUGCACCAUUGCCAAGUGCCCAGGAUGACAAGUCUCCAAAGAAGAAGAGCGCCUUCUUCAGCAACAGUCCCUUCCGCCGUAAGAGCCGGAACGAGAAAGACAGGCCGGCUAUCACUCCUGGAUCCACAUCGAGAAGCCCCUGGAGCUCGCCCACCAAGCAAAUUAGCCCAGCUAAGCCUGCCCCGACGCCAGUGAAGCAGCCAGAACGCCGUCCUUCUCCUAGCCCUGAGCCUGAGCCCGUCGAUCCUCGAGCUAACUUCCAGUUGAAUGUUGGCAACAACGUUUUUGAUGUCGCUUCUCCUGAUAAGAACGCAUCAAAGGCAGGGUCUCAAGGUGCUAAGGAAGGUGAAGAAGCUUCCGACCCUAUUGCACGCGCCCUGGCGGAUUUGAAGACGACUGGUGGCAAACAGCCUAGCUUGCGUGUGUCGGCCGAUCGAUACCAUGGAAUUUCAACACCGAAUCCUUCGGCACCUUCGUCCACAUACGGUGGAAGCACCUCGGCUGCUCCUCCCGCAUACAAUGAUCCUAAUGUGAAGCGACUUGGUGCUCCCGAGCCAGCAUUUACGGCUAAGCAGAUGCAAAAGACCACUCAGCGAUACACCGGUCAAGCCGCGAGCAUGCUUCGCGGUGGAAGUAACAACCCAUCCAUGGCCCCCAGGGAGGCUCAGAAGCCCCAGGAAGCUCCUCGCGCGAGAUCACCUGCACCUUCCCGAUCGCCCGCCCCAAGGCGCAGUGCUAGCCCUGCAGUCUCUCCCCGGGUUGACACUCGCACUGGAUACGGUGGCGGCGGUGCUAGCCCAAGUCCAAGCACGUAUCAAUCUCGCACAGGAUACGGCGGUGGUGGCGCCAGCCCGAGCCCGAGCAAUUAUCAAAGUGGCAGCGCUCGCAGCCGCUAUAGUCAGUCUCCGGGCCCACGCCGAGCUCAAGAACAGCAGCCGUAUUCUCCCAAUGACUACGCUCGCAGAGCUUCCCCAGCCCCCUCUCACCGUGCUGUGUCUCCUCAGCCUCAAUUCAGACAGCAGGUUCGUCCAUCCAGCGCCGGGGGCAUGGAGCUGCAGCUCUCCGCCGGCCAAGACGACAUAUACGGAGGUGGCAGCCAAUAUGGCUCUACCCGUGGGGACGGCCGCCCCCGCUCUCACUAUGGCGGUGAUAAUAAUAAUGGACCCCCUGUCGGUCGCUCUCGAAGCCGCACUGUUGCUGUUGCUGAUCCUGGUCGGAAGUUCAGCCGUGAUGGUCGUCCUGUCCUGCACUUUGCUCGAUCAAUGUACACCUACACUCCAGCAAUCCCUGAGGAACUUGGCUUCGCAAAGGGCGAUGUCCUGUCUGUCAUCCGUCUUCAAGAUGAUGGAUGGUGGGAAGCUGAAGUCACCAAUGGCCGUGGGCACCCUGGCUUGGUCCCCAGCAACUACCUGCAGAUCAUCUAG